AUGGUUUUUGGAGCGGUGCAGCUGCUUCUCGCCUCUGCGGUCUCGGCGUCUGCCACACAGAUCUGCGUGUUGGAGCCAAAGCAGCUCCGUCGCUGCCUCGAGGCCGCGGGUGCCCUCUUUGCCGCCUUCGGCCCGGAGGACCGGAUCCAAGGCCGCCUGCUCUGGCAGGGCCCGGGCUGCGAAAUUCCUGAAGGAAGCGAGAGAGGAGCAAUCCACCUGGUUCGCCGGGGAAGCUGCUCUUUCUCAACGAAAUCCGCGGCGGCGGCCAAGCGUGGGGCCAGCGCCGUGGUGGUGGUGGACUUUACCUCGGCAAGUGGGGACGGCGAGGCUGCCGACACCCUCGUGGUUGGAACGCAAGGCGGUGGAGGCCGAGUGCCGCUGCUGCUGCUCGGGAGCCGCGAUGCGCAGCCCCUUGUCGAGGCCGUGGAAGCAGGAGAGAGUGUGCAGAUCGAAGUUCAAGUCGGGAAGCCGGCCCGGAGCAUUGUGAUGGAUGUGUGGCUGCCCCCGGAUGCCGGAACUCUCCUCGCCAGCCUUGCGCCGGCAGCACGAGAGAUGUUUGGCCUGCGCGUCCGUGUGCACUUCCGCGUCGUAGCCGCUCCAGAGGAUGCGAGCCCUGCACUCGUGGCUCGUCAUUGUUUUGCUGGGCUACGAGAGCUUUGCGCGGCCCGUGUGCUGCAGCCCUGGCAGACGGCACCCGCCGCACCAUGGCUCCAUGAGGCCGUCUAUCAGCACUGCUUACUGCGUGGCUUUCCUCAAAGUUAUUGGUGGAAGUAUGUGGAGACUUCCAACUGCAGUGGCUCCGAGAGCUGCAGCCGCCGUAUGCUGUCAGAGAUUGGUCUCAGCACUCGGGAUGCCCUGGCGGUGCAGCGUUGUGCUGCAUCGAAUGCAGCGUCCUUUCUGGAGGAUGAUCGUGAAAGCGCACCUUGGGGAUCAGCGGAGGAGGUCGCCUUGCGAAUCAACGGUUGGCGCUACAGCGGGCCGCUGGAGGCACCGCGCAUUCUUCGCACAAUCUGUUGGCAGCUGGAGCCCAGCCCGGCCUGCCAGCGCCUUCUCACGAAGGACUCCAAUUCUGAGAGCGGUGUUCUCCUCUGGCAUCUGAUGGGCCUGUGCAUUUUAGCCUUCGCCGUGGGUGGCAUUUUCAAGGGCCCCGUGACGUGGUCGAUAAGGCGCUUGCUGCGCCAGCUGGGCCAUGCCUGCAAAGUGGCAUAG
Symbiodinium natans is the source of this 1209-nucleotide messenger RNA. Lineage: Eukaryota; Dinophyceae; Suessiales; Symbiodiniaceae. The record is from the annotation of a GenBank genome assembly.